Molecule: messenger RNA, 2322 nt
Organism: Kockovaella imperatae
Lineage: Eukaryota; Fungi; Basidiomycota; Tremellomycetes; Tremellales; Cuniculitremaceae
Product: eukaryotic membrane protein family-domain-containing protein
Exons: 9
Coding region: 1-2322 (773 amino acids)
Biological process (GO): maintenance of protein localization in endoplasmic reticulum
Cellular component (GO): endoplasmic reticulum membrane
Source: RefSeq, a predicted model, not a curated record
AUGACUGUCAACAAUGAGCGCGAGCCGGAUAAGCGCCGCAUUCUGUCUACCUCGAUGACCGAUCUCAGCAGUCCGUUAGAUAUCAAGGCGGACCGACAAGCGACAAAUGAGGUAGAUAGCAUUGAGGAGAGCUUGCUGGGCUACUCUGAUCCUCAUGGAAUCCCGCAUGGCCUGUCGCGAUCAUCGUCCUCUUCUUCCGAAAGCCCAACAGACGACUAUGCGCAAUCCCAUCGCGACCCAUGGCGGUCGCAAAGUACCCAUCAAUCUCUGCUCAGCGCUUCCGACUCAGGACCGUCUCAUACAGCCUAUUUGACCUCUGUAUCACAUCAGACUCCCGCAUUCGAAGACUUCAAAGGGGAUCGCACUCCACCCAAACAAAGCGCGUAUUCUUCGCUGCCCUCCUCGCCUAAGCACGAAAGAGAUUUUGACUUUGGUCGUACGGCAGUCGGCCUUGGGCUUCCUCCAUUCGGUGACAAGCUUGGACGUCUGGAGCCGCGUGCAGAGUCUACAUCGGAUUCAGAAGACCUGGAGCAAUACUGGGAGGCCGCAAAUGUCAGAUCAGGCAAUGAAACCCCUGCAUCAUUGUCGAACAUUCGACAAAGAGUGCCCCCUCAAUCCAGUUUGGACACGACCACAGCAAAUGACGCACACAUACACGAGCCGCUAUCGUCACCGACUCAACCGCGCGAGAUCCCCUCACUAUUCGAGCUCAUCUACGAUGAGGCUGGAGCUGAAGAAUGGGAUGGUUGGAUCGUUGACGGCAGAUGGGAACGUAUAGGAAACUUUCUAGCGGUCCCCUUUGCCGUUGAGCAACUCACGCUCUUCGGGGCAUUACUAUGCUUGGACGGGUUCCUCUACAAUUUCACGGUCCUGCCAAUCCGCGCAGUCGUAGCAACUUCGCAGAUCAUUCGCCGGCGUAUACGCCUGGAGCCUUGGUGGCCGGUUCCAGCUAGUCAUCUGCAUUCUAUGAUCCGAGCAUUAUUGCUGUUCAUUCCGGCUCUGGUACUUUCACUGGCUAGUGACACGAGUAAAAUGUAUCACUCAGUCCGAGGCCAAGAUACUAUAAAGCUCUACGUCAUCUUCAACGCGCUUGAGAUAGCCGACAAGCUAUGCGGAGCCUUCGGUCAAGACGUCUUAGAUACCUUGUUUGCGAGAGAUACACUUGCACCCGUCUCGAGGAAGGUCGGCGUAGGGCGCAAACGCCAGCAAGCCAGACCUUUCUUCUUCUUCAUGCUCUCGCUCGGCUACGUCUUCCUUCACACCCUGGUCUUCUUCUACAUGCUCAUUUCUCUCAACGUGGCGAUCAACUCUUACGACUACACGCUACUCUCACUACUCAUAAGCAACCAGUUCGUCGAGAUCAAGGGCUCUGUCUUUAAAAAGUUUGACAAGGAAAACCUACUUCAAAUUAUGUGUGCUGACAUCGUGGAGCGUUUCCAACUGAGUUUGAUGCUUUCCGUCAUCGCCAUUCGCAACAUGAUCGAGAUGGCGGGCUCAGACUUGGCCUAUCUGCCGAAAUCUUUCAGCGCUGGCAAAUCAUUGCUAGACGCCAUCAUGUCUCCCGUUGUGUUUGUCAUAGUGUCAGAAAUGCUCGUCGACUGGCUGAAACACGCAUUUAUCACAAAAUUCAACCACGUCCGUGCAAGCGUUUACGGACGCUUCACAGACGUUCUUGCGAAAGAUGUGCUCGCAGUUAAUACCAUGAUCGUCAACCGAUCUCAAACGACAAGGCGAAGCCGACCGCUAUUAAUGGAUCAAUCGCCUCUCGUAGCUCGACGGUUAGGCUUUGCGUCUAUUCCAUUGAGCUGCCUUGUGCUCAGGGUCGGCGCUCAAGCCAUCAAGAUGCUGGUCAACCCGACACACAAUGUUGAAGACGUCUCUCAGUCGCUCUUGGCAUCUUGGACAUGGUGGAUGGUCAAGUGGUCGGCGGGCUCCGUUGUCAUAGUUGGAGCCUGGGUUUGCUUGGUCGUCUUCAAAGUACUCUUGGGUCUAUCUCUGCUCAAAUAUUCCUUGAGACGACAGGAUGGCAUGGACACGAGGGAAGCUGAGGACGUUGUCAAUGAUGCUGGCAGGUCACAGGUUGGAGUUGGCCGAGAAGAAACGGCAUACCUUCGCCAGGUAUCACAACACCUCUCAAAGUCUGAAGACGACCUUCCUGAGUAUCCAAUGCCAUCGUCAAACGUGCAGUUCCCGAUAGACAGUCGGGAUCACCCAACAUUGAAUCUAGAAGGGACGCGCGGACCUGUAGCGGACAAGGCAAAACGGAAGCAAUGGAAGCUUGAGGAAGUUGAGAGAUGGACAAUGGUAAAGAGGAUCUGGUGA